AUGAAAGAAUUUGAUGAUGCAUUCUCUAAGUGUGAUGAAUUUGAUCAAAGAAAUUUAGGGUAUAAUUUAAAUUCAUAAAAUAAUAGGAUUGUUAUUGGAAUGAUCUUAUUAGGAAGAAUAGAAUUUUUUAAUUUGCAUUAGUAGAUGGUUUUGGAGGUGGAGUUUUAGGAGUGUUCGGAGGUCAUUAGGUAGGAAAGAGAAUAAAAAAUAAUUUAUAAAAGAAAUAAAAUAUCAAAGAGAUUGAUAUUUAUGAUAUAAGAAUAAAAACUAUAAUAAAUGGUCAUAAUAAUAGUAAAAGAAAUAUAAUUAUAAUCUAAAUCUAUAAAGAUUUGUAAUUGAUAAAAUCUUAACAGAAAUAAAAGUAGCAUUAAAUUUUAGAUAUGAUGCAAUUAUCAAUCAAACUCAAUUUUAGAAACUAUUGGAAAAGACUAUUGUUCUUUUAAAUUAAGAUUUAUGUUCCAUAGAAAUUAAGUUUAUUAUUAUUAAUAUAACCAUAGUUUAUAAGAUUAAAAUAUUUAUCUAAUAAGAGAAUAAACUAAUAAAUGAAUAUUCUCAUUAUAAAAAUUUACUUGAAAUAUCUGUUUUGAAAGGCAUUGAAAUGUUAUAGAAGCAGUUAGCCCUUUAUUUAAAAAUUAAUUAUCUGAUCAUAAAUUACCUUAAAUAAUUAAAAAGGCUACAGAAAUCAUUUAUUUAAUUGAAAUUGUUCUAUUAUCUAAUUAAUUCCCUGAUCCAUAAAAGAGUAUCUAUUAUAUAAAAAUGUUGA
Paramecium sonneborni is the source of this 763-nucleotide messenger RNA. Lineage: Eukaryota; Ciliophora; Oligohymenophorea; Peniculida; Parameciidae. The record is from the annotation of a GenBank genome assembly.